AAUGCCAAACGGAGCGCCUCUCCUUCCCCUUCUUCCACUUCUUUCUUCCUCCUACUAGCAAGCAGUCUUAAAUAUUCUCUCACGAACUAAACACCUCUUUCUUGCGAUCCAAACACUCCUCCCAGAAGUAUGAUCCGAUGAACCUCAAUCUCUAAUCUUUCUUUAAGGACGAUGACGAGGUGGACCCAUGGCCUCGUUUUAAAAUCUGGUGUCUCAUUUUCGUUCUUGAUCGCCCAUGGAACCCAAAGGAACCUUUCUUCCGCGGCCAAAGCCUACGGAUCCGCAAGAUGUCAAGGUUAUUCAAUGGGAAGAUUUCGAGCAGGAGCUCGCGCGAUUGUGCAGUCUCUCUUCCGCGCUCAAAGAAGCUGAGAAAAAGAAAAUUGGCCUUCAAGAAAACUUGGAGUCUCUUGUACAGCGGGCUGCCGCAUGGUGGGCAGGUACAAGCAGAGUCGUUGACUCGGUCUAACAAGCUUGAUGAGAUGCACCAGAAAGUGGAGGCUAGAAAAUUGGUGAUGGGAAACAUGUCAAUGCAUUCAAAAGUUGCUGCAGAGGAUGCUAAGAAGCAAGAGGAGAGCCUUAGUGAUGAAGUUCGAUCACUAUUGAUUGCUGGAACAGCUCUUUCUGUGGCUAGUAAGCAAUUGCAGGAAGCUAAUAGGUUACUUGCCGGAGAACGGGGAUAUGUAAAUUUCAAAAACUUGCAGAAGAUGCUAAGAAAGAGGCAACAACAUAUGAUAUCACAAGUUUCAUUUCUUUAUCCUGUGAAGGCCUUGAUUGGACCAGGACGUGAGCUUGAACUUGAACCAUUUCCCAGCAGUAGUAGAUCAGGAAAUUCUACUGGAUCUAAACCUCUUAACCAUGGAGCCUUGACUAUUUCGGGCCUGCAACUUACAAUGCUUCCUUUUACGAAGAUGAGCUUUUUCACUGAUAAGGAGGCGGUUCAGAGGUCUGCAACGGCGCUGGGAUAUGUUGCACAUGCUGUUUCACUUAUCGCUUUCUACUUAGAAGUUCCUUUGCGCUACCCCAUUCGGUUGGGAGGUUCACGUUCAUAUGUUAAAGAUCAUGCACCUUCUGUUGAGCCUAAUUCAUAUGAUUUGUCAUCAAAUCCCUCACUCUCAAAUUUGAAUCCCAUAGAAUUUCCACUCUUUUUAGAAGGUCAAGACACAACAAGAGCAGCAUAUGCUGUGUUCUUGUUAAACAAGGAUUUAGAGCAGCUUUUGAAUUUUGUUGGUGUGAAGAGUUUAGGGCCACGCCAUGUAUUGGCUAAUUUGAAGGAGCUUGUAAGGACUAUCCUGUCUCCAGAAUAUAUAGAUAGAUGAUCUGAUCUUCCUAUCUUUACUGUCCCCGAAGGCUAUAUGGUUGAUUCAGGGUAUGCCUCCCAAACCCAUCAUGCCACCGCUGAGCUGCUUCCCUAAAAUUUACAAUUGAUUGUUACCCUCCACUUACUAUCUGCCAUAUGGAGCCCACUAUGCAAAUAAAUAUAAUUCAUUUGGGGAACUACUUAAUUUUGGUGAUGAUCUUGAAACGAAGAGUAUCCUGUAGAAUACUAGUUCCCAUUUUUUUGGUUCUGUGCCUCGCUUCAUACAUUGUUCUUGUCGUGGUUCUGGUGAACCUUUUAAUUCUUAUAAGAAUAUAAUGCAAUUAGUAAGAAUGACAUUAUUCAUUGAGGGAGCUCAGAAUGGGGAGCAGCUCAUGCACACAGGUGCAUACAUGUUUAAAACUGUUGCUAUCAGUAAAAUUUAUUAAAGUAUCAAGAUUUAAACAAAAA
Malania oleifera is the source of this 1765-nucleotide messenger RNA. Its product is annotated as vacuolar protein sorting 38. Bases 288 to 1316 code for a protein of 342 amino acids. Gene Ontology annotation, cellular component: endosome; lytic vacuole. The transcript is spliced from 7 exons. Gene Ontology annotation, molecular function: SNARE binding. The record is from RefSeq and is a predicted model, not a curated record. Gene Ontology annotation, biological process: SNARE complex assembly. NCBI's taxonomy places the organism in Eukaryota, Viridiplantae, Streptophyta, Magnoliopsida, Santalales, Ximeniaceae.